Pipra filicauda (Wire-tailed manakin) is the source of this 3331-nucleotide messenger RNA. It is a transcript of the gene SPG7, whose product is annotated as SPG7 matrix AAA peptidase subunit, paraplegin. Lineage: Eukaryota; Metazoa; Chordata; Aves; Passeriformes; Pipridae. The record is from RefSeq and is a predicted model, not a curated record. The transcript has 17 exons. Gene Ontology annotation, biological process: protein-containing complex assembly; mitochondrial protein processing. Gene Ontology annotation, molecular function: metalloendopeptidase activity; ATP-dependent peptidase activity; ATP hydrolysis activity. The coding region runs from base 115 to 2445 and encodes 776 amino acids. Gene Ontology annotation, cellular component: m-AAA complex; membrane.
CGGCCCUCAGCAGGCACUUCCGGCCGCCCCUCAGCCGCGGUCCCGGUGGUGCCGCUACGGCUCGUCUCGGGCCCGUCCCGCCCGUGAGGGCUCUCGGGAGCGGCACCCGCCGACAUGACGCUGCUGCUGCGACUGGGGCUGCUCCGCGGCCGCUGCAGCUGUUGGAGACCGCCCGCCGCCGCCUGGGCUCGGCCCCGCGGCGGUACCCUCGGCGGGGGACGCGGCCUGCAGACUCUCUUGGCACAAACACUUUCCCCCCCACGUCAAGGUCUUGGUGGAGUCUUGAUGAAACAGCACUUAAUCCGAGAUCCAGUCAGACUUUGGAAUCUCCUGGGUAGCACCUACUGGUUUACUACUUCCAGCUCUUGGAGGAGUAGCCAGAAGGAUGGAGGAUCCAAGAAGAAAUCUCCACAAGAGGAGGACGAGGAGGAGAAACGCAGGAGAAGAGAAAAUCAGAUGCACCUGGAACGUCUGCGGGCACUGCUCGUCCUCACCUUCAUCGUGCUGAUGCUUCGGUUCCUGGUCAGCGAGAACAGGGAAGGCACCAACAUCUCCUGGAACUACUUUGUGAAUGAGAUGUUGGCCAAGGGGGAGGUGCAGAGGAUCGAGGUGGUGCCAGAGAGUGACAUCGUAGAGAUCUACCUGCACCCAGGAGGAACUCCCCAUGGACAAGUUAACGUGACCCUGCUGUACACCAUGCGUGUGGCAAACAUCGACAAAUUCGAGGAGAAGCUGAGAGCUGUGGAGGAUGAGCUGAAUAUUGAUGAGAGAGAGAGAAUCCCCAUUUCCUACAAACACCCUGGCUUUUAUGGAAAUGAUGUCCUUUCCCUGAUAGUGACAUUGGUGGCCGUGUCCAUGCUGUGGAGCAUCUUCCGCCUCUUCAGGGUGGCGAGUCGGGCCGGAGGGUUCAACGCCUUCAACCAGCUGAAGAUGGCUCGUUUCACCAUUGUGGAUGGGAAAUCUGGAAAAGGGAUUGGCUUCAAGGAUGUAGCAGGAAUGCAUGAGGCAAAAAUGGAAGUCAAGGAAUUUGUGGACUAUUUAAAGAAUCCUGAUCGCUACCUCCAGCUCGGGGCCAAGGUGCCCAAGGGCGCCCUGUUACUGGGCCCGCCGGGCUGUGGGAAGACACUGCUGGCCAAGGCUGUGGCUACGGAAGCCCAGGUGCCGUUUUUGGCCAUGGCAGGCUCUGAGUUUGUGGAGGUGAUUGGAGGUCUGGGGGCCGCGCGGGUGCGGAGCCUGUUCCGGGAGGCGCAGGCUCGCGCCCCCUGCAUCGUCUACAUCGACGAGAUUGACGCCGUGGGCAAGAAGCGUUCCACCAAUGUGUCUGGCUUUGCCAAUGCUGAGGAGGAGCAGACCUUAAACCAGCUGCUGGUGGAAAUGGAUGGGAUGGGGACCACGGAUCACGUCAUAGUGCUGGCUUCCACCAACCGCGCCGAUGUCCUGGACAAUGCUCUGAUGAGACCUGGGAGGCUGGACAGGCACAUCUUCAUUGACCUCCCAACGCUCCAGGAGAGGAAGGAGAUCUUUGAGCAUCACCUGAAGGGCCUCAAGCUGAUCCAGGACGGCAGUUUCUACUCGCAGCACCUGGCUGAGCUCACUCCAGGUUUCAGCGGAGCUGACAUAGCGAAUAUCUGUAACGAAGCUGCUCUUCACGCUGCCAGGGAAGGGCACAAAUCCAUCGACACCUCCAACUUUGAGUAUGCUGUGGAGAGAGUCAUUGCAGGCACUGCCAAAAGAAGUAAGAUCUUGUCACCAGAAGAGAGGAAGGUUGUGGCAUUCCAUGAAUCCGGUCACGCGCUGGUUGGGUGGCUGCUGGAGCACACCGAGGCCGUCAUGAAGGUGUCCAUAGCCCCUCGGACAAAUGCAGCGCUGGGGUUCGCACAGAUCCUGCCCAGGGAGCAGUACCUGUUCACCAAGGAGCAGCUGAUGGAGAGGAUGUGUAUGGCACUGGGGGGCAGAGUGGCUGAGGCCAUCACCUUUAACAAGGUCACCACAGGAGCACAGGAUGACCUGAAGAAAGUGACCAAGAUCGCCUACUCCAUGGUGAAGCAGUACGGGAUGGUGCCCAGCAUCGGGCAGCUCUCCUUCCCGGACCUGGAGAGUGCCCCUGGGAUUGGCCGACGCCCCUUCAGCCAGGGCCUCCAGCAAAUGAUGGACCAUGAAGCCAAAGUCCUAGUGGCUCAGGCUUACAGGCGGACGGAAAAGCUCUUACUGGAGAACAGGGACAAGCUGCAAACACUGUCCAGUGCCCUCCUGGAGAAGGAAGUGAUCAACUAUGAUGACAUUGAGGCCCUGAUCGGGCCCCCUCCCCACGGUCCCAAGAAGAUGAUCGCCCCUCAGAGCUGGCUGCAGGCAGAGAGGGACAAACAGGACAUCAGGGAGGAGGAGACACCCCCCCAGCCACCACACUCUGAGGAGGAGGAGGAACCACGCCUGAGACCAGUGUGAAGCCCACUCCUCUGUGGAAUGGGAGGGUUCUUUGGAACACAGACCCUUUCCCUUCUCAGCUCCAGAGUCAAAGAUGCUGACCAGGGAAUUGCUGUGCUGUUGUUACCCCAAAAUUAAGGGAUGGCUACAUUUGCACCUUGCUUUAUCCUGCAGGAAUGAGAACUCCUCAGGAGUUGAGAAUUGAUUCCCAGCAGGGUGGUGGUGAUUAGGAGUUGGGCAAGUCUGAUCUGCUGUGAAGGUUUCUGGUACACAGGAGCAGGGUACAUGUGCUUGGGGAUGAAAGAUCCUACGUAAGCCAGCUCUGGCUGUGCUGUGUGCCAUGGCAGGAGGGCAGGGCUGUGCCCUGGGUGCCAGCCUGGGGAAACUGAGCUGAGCUGAGCAGCUCUUGUGUAACCUUUGAGCAUCUUUGCUGUGAACACAACACAGUAACAGCCUUGGCUGGAAUAAACUGCCCACAGUGUGCCUCCGUGUGUGUAGAAUGUGUCAGGCUGGGGGGAUGUUCUGGCACAUAUGAAGCUCAUUAGAGCGGUGGAGUUGUACAGAACAAGGGCCUCCUUCUCCCUGUUCAAUAAUUUAUAUCCAGUUUUUAUAGCAAGUGUUUCCUAAGCAGAGAUUAAGGAAAAUCUGUGUGCAGAGCUCAGUAGUGGGACAUGAGAAACCAGCAGUGCAGAGAGUGAUUCCAAGUACAUGUGGGAAAGCUGUUUUGAACUGCUGGUUCAGAGCUGAAGAGGUGCUCUUGGAAAUCCAGCAAAAGCAGGUGUGUACAUGUGUUGGGAAUCCUCAGGAAAAGCUGCUCCAUCCUUGUGGCUCUUGCAAAACAGGCCCUGCUGACAGGGCUGUCUGGUGUUCAUCAGGGAAAGUAUUAAAGUGAUUGUUGCUGCCUGGA